Molecule: messenger RNA, 1480 nt
Organism: Pectinophora gossypiella (pink bollworm)
Lineage: Eukaryota; Metazoa; Arthropoda; Insecta; Lepidoptera; Gelechiidae
Gene: Trmt6
Product: tRNA (adenine(58)-N(1))-methyltransferase non-catalytic subunit TRM6
Exons: 3
Coding region: 96-1439 (447 amino acids)
Biological process (GO): tRNA methylation
Cellular component (GO): nucleus; tRNA (m1A) methyltransferase complex
Source: RefSeq, a predicted model, not a curated record
UAAAAUUGUGUUGUGUUAGAUAAAUUAUAUAGGUUAUGUUUAUCGGCGUGUAAACUAAGAUAUAAUAAUAAUUUUAAUUAAAGUAAUUAUUUACAAUGACAGAAGACGUUAUAAAAAUCGGCGAGUACAUCAUCAUACAGAAACAGAACUACAAGAAGCUGCACAAGUUAAAUAAACCGAAUUCUUCUGUGACUCUAGGACGUGAUGGUGUAAACUUGAGUGGUAUCGAAGGAUGUCCGUAUUUCUCAGUGUUUCGGAUGAUACCGAGCAGUAAAAAAGGUAGAGAAUACCGGCUGGAACUUACAGACGAAGCGGUGGAGCUGAAAGAUGAAAUAGACAUAAGAGCAUCAGGAAUGGAUAACAGGAAUAUCAUAGACGAUGGUCGAUCGCAGAAACUGAGUGCCGCCGAAAUAGCUGAGAUAACCAACGACGCAAGCAAAGCGGCAGACAUCGUAGAAACCCUAAUAUCCAACUCUAACACUUUCCACAACAAAACAGAGUUCUCACAGGAGAAAUAUUUGAAGAAAAAGGAAAAGAAAUAUUUCGAAUACGUGCAGAUAUUGCGACCGAACUUGCGGUUUAUAUCGGAAAUUAUGUAUAGGCUAGACCCUGGUAAAAUACAGUAUAUAAGAAUGGACACGUUGUCACAGAUUAUUACUCUUAGUAACAUACAUUCGGAAGGUGUUCAUUUAUUGUAUGACUCUGGGUCAAACGGCCUUGUGGCGGCUGCUUUAUUAAGUGCUAUUGGGGCAAAUACAAAUGGUAAACUAGUGCACAUGCAUCCUGGCAACAUGUCUCAGAAACAAGCUCUAUUAGCAAUGAACUUUAGUGAGGAACAAAACAACCGAUGUAUAUCUGUCAAUAUUUAUUCUGUUCUGCGGCAGUAUUAUCAAGGAUGCGACACACAUGAUGCCAAAGAAGCAACUGAAAGUACAGAACCCAAUCCGUUGAAAAGAAAAGCUGAAAGUGACGAACAUAAAUCAAAAAUACCUAAACUUGACGUAGAAGCUUCUAAUGACGAUAAAGAAGAGGAAAACGGUGAAAAUAAAAAUGGCAUUGAAGUUGACACUGUACAAAAUACCGAAAACGAUAAACCAGCACCUAAAAAGCCAAAAUGGCACUUUGAUAACAUCACAGCUUCAGAAUUAUUAACACAGAAAGUUGAUUCUCUAGUAAUAGCAUGUAAGGAAGACCCGUUGCAUAUAUUCAAUGAGUUGUUACCGUUUGUGAAGGCGGGGAGACCGUUUGUUGUGUAUUAUAGUGUAGCAGAACCAUUGCAGAAUUUGUAUAUAGAGCUGAAGUCUAAUCCUCGAGUAGUUGCCUUGAAGCUUACUUGUAACUGGAUGAGGAAUUAUCAGGUGCUACCAGAAAGAACUCAUCCUGAGGUGAUGAUGAACAACCAGAGUGGGUUCCUGUUGACGGGAUACGUGUUGAAAUGACGGCAGACCUCCACUGUGACAUUGGCCCCGAUUCCUGGAGA